Cryptomeria japonica (Japanese cedar) is the source of this 1095-nucleotide messenger RNA. Its product is annotated as pectate lyase 1-like. The record is from RefSeq and is a predicted model, not a curated record. Gene Ontology annotation, molecular function: pectate lyase activity. The transcript is spliced from 3 exons. Lineage: Eukaryota; Viridiplantae; Streptophyta; Pinopsida; Cupressales; Cupressaceae. Bases 1 to 1095 code for a protein of 364 amino acids.
AUGGUUUUCUUUUUUGUUUCCUUUCAGACUUCCUUGUCAACAUCCCAAUACAAUGUAAUCGAUGAGUGCUGGAGAAGCGAUCCCAAUUGGGAACACAACAGAAUGAAGCUUGCAGAUUGUGCUGCGGGCUUUGGAAGCCGAGCCAAUGGAGGCAAAGGAGGAAGGAUUUACACUGUCACAAGCUCUGACGACAACCCUGCAAAUCCAGAGCCCGGGACACUGAGACAUGCAUCAACCCUUCGUGGGGCAGUGUGGAUAAUAUUUGCCAGGGAUAUGCAGAUACAACUUAAGUUGCCCCUGUUUGUUUCAAGCCACACGACAAUUGAUGGAAGGGGUGCGAGUGUCACCAUCAGUAACGGGGCCUGCAUUCGUGUGUCGAAUGUAAGGCACAUUAUAAUUCAUGGAUUGACCAUCCAUGACUGUUGGGAAAGCUCCCCCGGUCACGUUCUGAUUUCAAAAGCCAGAGGGGUGGUGAACAUAUACCAACAAGAUGGUGAUGCAAUAUCUAUUGAGAGUUCCAGGGAUGUUUGGAUUGAUCAUAACACUCUGUCUCAUUGUGCGGAUGGGCUGGUAGACGUGACUCUUGGUUCAGCCGCCAUCACUGUCUCUAACAACCGGUUUUUCAGUCAUAACGAGGUGAUGUUAUUAGGUAAUAGUGAUUCAGAUCUAGUUGAUAAACACAUGAGGGUGACAGUUGCCUUCAAUCAUUUUGGACCUGGACUCAUGCAACGAAUGCCAAGAGCUAGAUUAGGAUAUGUACAUGUAGUGAAUAACUACUAUGAACCAUGGGGAAUAUACGCUAUUGGAGGAACUUCGAAUCCCACCAUCUUGAGCCAAGCGAAUGUGUUUGUUGCUCCAGAUGACUAUACAAAGAAGCAAGUCACACAGCACAAGGACAAUUCAUAUUCUUCUAGCGUGUGGAGAUCCAAGCGAGAUUUAUUUUUAAAGGGAGCAUACUUUGAGCAGUCAGGUGAAGGGAAAAAAAUCCCAAUGUAUAGAAGAGGAGAAAGAUUUCGAGUUGAAAAGGCCAAAUUUGUACCAGUUUUGACGAAGGAUGCAGGGGCUUUAUUAUGUGUACGAAAUAGGCCUUGCUAG